CUGUUUUACUAGACCGGUACGAGCCGUAGACCGGUAACGUGUUCUUCGUUAAUCGCGCUCUUCGUUCCCUCGCGCUUUCAAACUUCAACCUAUUCUACAAUUGCUUGUAAACUCAGAAAGAAACCCGAAUCACGCUUAACGACGUUUCUUUUAUCAUUUCGGAUCAUUGAUCGUUUCUUUUAAAUAUUUUCAUCCAAAUCUCUUCGUGCGAGUGCGACGAGAUCUCAGAGGAGAAAGUAAGUUCGAACGGAACGGGAAAACUAUUUGAACAAUCGAAAGGAAAAUGCAAGUCUGGAACGCAAGUGAGGAUCCUAGAUUAAACCGUGUUUCACGUGACAAGCUGUUCAACGAUAAGAAUUCUAACGAACAUAAGGUAUUAACCCUUCGGGAGCUUAUCGAUGCCCUACACGAAGCAUUCAAGACCGACCACGUAAACAUUGACCACGUUCAGGAUCUUAUGGCAUCCUACAGAAGCAAUCCUUUGGAAUGGAAGAAAUACGCGAAAUUUGACAGAUACAGGUACACAAGGAACUUAGUUGACGAAGGAAAUGGACGAUUCAAUCUGAUGGUUUUAUGUUGGGCAGAAGGUCACGGAUCAGCCAUACACGAUCAUGCUAAUGCGCAUUGUGUAAUGAAAAUUCUCCAGGGUGAACUUUGCGAGACCAGGUACGCGUGGCCUACGAAAUGCAAGAAUGAUAAAGAAACCGAUGAACCGGAAGAACUAAAAGAAUUGGAGAGAAAUACUCUUGGCCUAAAUGAAAUAUGUUACAUCAAUGACUCCAUGGGACUUCAUCGAGUUGAAAAUCCAAGCGCCGUGAAUCCUGCAGUUUCGUUGCAUUUAUACUCGCCACCGUUCGAGUCGUGUUCGGUUUUCAAUAAACAAACUGGACAGAGGACCUCCUGUAAAGUCACUUUCUGGUCCAAAUAUGGAGAGAAAAGAAACCGAGAAAUUCAAGAUGCCAGGUGUCCCGAAGACAAUUAAUACGUUGAAAAUAACAUUUAUUGCGACAAUAAUUUUAGUAGAGAUUUUUCUCGAGCUGAGUGAAUCAAAAUUUUUAAUUUAGCGAAACUAGUAUGUAACUGUAUAAUAUAUUAAAGUACUUAAAAUGUAUUUAUAAGGACUUCUAUACGCUUCUAUGAAUUUAUGCUCAACAACGCUACCGUUCCUCAAAUAUUAAUACGUAACUUGACGAUACUGUGUUAAAUUGAAAAUUUAAUUGUAAAUUAUUACACAGAACGAAGUAAAAACAAAGGUUCAAUUUAAUCUUCUCCCAUUUGAUCUUGACUGACCAACUAUUAAAUUAUAUAUGAAGCUUACAUCCAAUGGCAAUGUAACCAAAAUACAAUAGAAUAUACGUAUACAUGUUAUUUGUUUGUUCUAAUAAAUUAAAGAUUUUACCAAUA
This is a messenger RNA of Hylaeus volcanicus, 1404 nucleotides long. Its product is annotated as cysteine dioxygenase type 1. Bases 284 to 982 code for a protein of 232 amino acids. Gene Ontology annotation, biological process: L-cysteine catabolic process. Gene Ontology annotation, molecular function: ferrous iron binding; cysteine dioxygenase activity. NCBI's taxonomy places the organism in Eukaryota, Metazoa, Arthropoda, Insecta, Hymenoptera, Colletidae. The transcript is spliced from 5 exons. The record is from RefSeq and is a predicted model, not a curated record.